UUCCCUUUACAGAAAUCUGGUGUGAUUUCCUACUUGACCUGUACUCAACUGAGACUGACAUGGCCUUGAAUGUAUUUCCAUCAUUACAGUCAGUUUUCCAGUCAGCUCCUGCAGUCUGGUCCAUAAACCUCUCAGAGAGAAAGACCUCCAUCCUCCUGGAAGUGCUGAAACUCCAACCAGAGAAGAAACAAGUGAAGCUGACAGGCUGCUCACAUGAAGAGAGUGAAGUGAGGAGUUUCCUUGAAUGUCUGCCUUAUAUCUCACAGCUCAGUAUCAUUCCUCAAUUAUUUGAACCUUCAGAAGAAAUCAGGUUCUUUGGGAAUCUGUUCUGUGCAGCAGCAGAGAGAGAACAGCAGACAGGAGAGAAGAUACUGGAGCUGUUAUUAUCUUUGUGCCAAACAUUCUACAUGGUUGUAGAAUAUCAGUGUGAUUUCCUGCUGGAUCUGUACUCCCAUGUGAAGGACUAUGAAACUAAAACAGGCUCGAGUGUCCUUCAGUUAUUACAGUCAGUUUUCCAGUCAACUCCAGCAGUCUGGUCCAUAAACCUCUCACGGAGAAAGACCUCCAUCCUCCUGGAAGUGCUGAAACUCCAACCAGAGAAGAAACAGGUGAAGCUGACAGGCUGCUCACGUGAAGAGAGUGAAUUGAGGAAACUUCUCCAGUGUUUGCCUUAUAUCUCACAGCUCAGUGUAAUUCCUGAGUUAUCAGAAUCAUCGGAAGAAAUCCAGUUCCUUGGGAAUCUGUUCUGUGCAGCAGCAGAGAGAGAACAGCAGACAGGAGAGAAGAUACUGGAGCUGUUAUCAUCAGUGUGCACAUACAGAGGAUUUCCUAUUAACUUGAAAUGGUGUGAUUUCCUGCUGGAUCUGUACUCCCAUGCGAAGGAUUAUGAGACUAAAACAGGCUUGAGUGUCCUUCCAUCAUUACAGUCAGUUUUCCAGUCAACUCCUGCAGUCUGGUCCAUAAACCUCUCAGAGAGAAAGACCUCCAUCCUCCUGGAAGUGCUGAAACUCCAACCAGAGAAGAAACAGGUGGAGCUGACAGGCUGCUCACAUGAAGAGAGUGAAGUGAGGAGUUUCCUUCAGUGUCUGCCUUAUAUCUCACAGCUCAGCAUCUUUUCUCAGUUAUUUGAACCUUCAGAAGAAAUCAAGUUCUUUGGGAAUCUGUUCUGUGCAGCAGCAGAGAGAGAACAGCAGACAGGAGAGAAGAUACUGGAGCUGUUAUCAUCACUGUGCAGAUACAAAGGAUUUCAUCUUAUAGAAGUAUGGGGUGAUUUCCUUAUGGAUCUGUACUCUUGUAAGCCUAAAAUAGGCUUGAGUUUGCUUCCAUCUCUACAGUCAGUUUUCCAGUCAGCUCCUGCAGUCUGGUCCAUAAACCUCUCAGAGAGAAAGACCUCCAUCCUCCUGGAAGUGCUGAAACUCCAACCAGAGAAGAAACAAGUGAAGUUGACAAGGUGGCCAGUUGUAGAGAGUGAAGUCCUGGGCUUCCUUCAAUGUCUGCCUUAUAUCUCACACCUCAGUUUAUCUCCUUCAUUGCUAUUGUCAAGCCAAACCAAGAUUAUCUGGGACGAUGGAGAGACAGAGAAGCAGCCAGGAGAAAAGAUACUGGAGUUAUUAUCUACAAUGUGCAGCUACAAAAUGUCCCCUUUUAAUGACAGAGACAUGGCAUAUGAUGAUGAUGAUGAUAUGGAAUAUCAGUGUAAUUUCCUGCUGGAUCUGUACUCUCAUGUGAAGGACUAUGAGACUAAAACAGGCUUGAGUGUCCUUCCAUCAUUACAGUCAGUUUUCCAGUCAGCUCCUGCAGUCUGGUCCAUAAACCUCUCAGAGAGAAAGACCUCCAUCCUCCUGGAAGUGCUGAAACUCCAACCAGAGAAGAAACAAGUGGAGCUGACAGGCUGCUCACAUGAAGAGAGUGAAGUGAGGAGUUUCCUUCAGUGUCUGCCUUAUAUCUCACAGCUCAGUGUUGUUCCUAGGAGGUCAGAUGAAGAAAUCACGUUCUUUGGGAAUCUGUUCUGUGCAGCAGCAGAAAGAGAGCAGCAGACAGGAGAGAAGAUAUUGAAGCUGUUGUCAUCAGUGUGCACAUACAGAGGAUUUCCUCUUACAGAAAUAUGGUGUGAUUUCUUACUUGACCUGUACUCCAGUGACUUUGAAAUGGCCUUGAGUUUGCUUCCAUCAUUACAGUCAAUUUUCCAGUCAGCUUCAGCAGUCUGGUCCAUAAACCUCUCAGAGAGAAAGACCUCCAUCCUCCUGGAAGUGCUGAAACUCCAACCAGAGAAGAAACAAGUGAAGCUGACAGGCUGCUCACAUGAAGAGAGUGAAGCAAAAUGGUUCCUUCAGUGUCUGCCUUAUAUCUCACAGCUCAGUGUUCAUCCUGAGUGGUCAGAAGGAAUCACAUUUUUUGGAAAUCUUUUCUGUGCAGCAGCUGAAAGAAGACAGCAGACAGGAGAGAAGAUACUGGAGCUGUCAUCAGUUUGCAGAUAUGAGACGUUUCCUUUUAAUGAGAGAUACGUGGCUGAUAACAGAGAAAAUGAAUUCCAGUGUGACUUUCUGCUAGAUCUGUACUCCCAUGUGAAGGACUGUGAGACUACAACAGGCUUGAGUGUCAUUCCAUCACUACAGUCAGUUUUCCAGUCAGCUCCUGCAGUCUGGUUCAUAAACCUCUCAGAGAGAAAGACCUCCAUCCUCCUGGAAGUGCUGAAACUCCAACCAGAGAAGAAACAAGUGGAGCUGACAGGCUGCUCACAUGAAGAGAGUGAAGUGAGGAGUUUCCUGCAGUGUCUGCCCUACAUCUCACAGCUUAGUUUUUCGCCUUCAUUUUCACUACCAAGUCAAACCAUGCGAAAAGAAGGAGAAUCAGAGAAGCAGCCAGAAGAGAAGAUACUGGAGCUGUUAUUAUCAGUGUGCAGUUUUAAAACAUUCCCUUUUAAUGACAGAGACAUAGCUGAUGAUGAUGAUAGGGAAUAUCAGUGUAAAUUCUUCCUGGAUCUGUGCUCUCAUGUGAAGGACUGUGAGACUAAAACAGGCUUGAGUGUCCUUCCAUCAUUACAGUCAGUUUUCCAGUCAACUCCUGCAGUCUGGUCCAUAAACCUCUCAGAGAGAAAGACCUCCAUCCUCCUGGAAGUGCUGAAACUCCAACCAGAGAAGAAACAAGUGGAGCUGACAGGCUGCUCACAUGAAGAGAGUGAAGUGAGGAGUUUCCUGCAGUGUCUGCCUUAUAUCUCACAGCUCAGGUAA
Molecule: messenger RNA, 3230 nt
Organism: Pelmatolapia mariae (spotted tilapia)
Lineage: Eukaryota; Metazoa; Chordata; Actinopteri; Cichliformes; Cichlidae
Exons: 8
Coding region: 60-3230 (1056 amino acids)
Source: RefSeq, a predicted model, not a curated record